AUGUACUUUUUGCUUAUGAAUGUCAAUACUAGAUAUAACAAUGCACUCAUAGAACCCAAGAGCAGAAAACUAGCAGCAUUUAUUAUAAAUCUAGGAAUGUACAAACCCUUAGUUAUAUUUUUUAGACUAACCAACUUCCUGGCAACAUUCCAAAUAAUGAUAAAUGCCUUGUUUAAGGAUCUUAUUUAUAUUAAAAAAAUGACCAUUUAUAUGGACAAUAUUCUAGUGUUCUCUAAGACCAUGGAGAAUUAUUUCAAAUAA
Heterobasidion irregulare TC 32-1 is the source of this 261-nucleotide messenger RNA. RefSeq lists its product as uncharacterized. The record is from RefSeq and is a predicted model, not a curated record. The transcript has a single exon. Lineage: Eukaryota; Fungi; Basidiomycota; Agaricomycetes; Russulales; Bondarzewiaceae. Bases 1 to 261 code for a protein of 86 amino acids.